Molecule: messenger RNA, 2791 nt
Organism: Archocentrus centrarchus (flier cichlid)
Lineage: Eukaryota; Metazoa; Chordata; Actinopteri; Cichliformes; Cichlidae
Gene: lamp2
Product: lysosomal-associated membrane protein 2
Exons: 9
Coding region: 152-1579 (475 amino acids)
Biological process (GO): establishment of protein localization to organelle
Cellular component (GO): plasma membrane; lysosomal membrane; late endosome membrane
Source: RefSeq, a predicted model, not a curated record
GGGCUGGCACGGCGGUGCCUGUCAUAUGACUGUCAUUUCCUGGUAUAGUCGGUAGAGGCUGAGCCGCAUCCAAACACCGUUACCCGAGCGUCUCUGUCGGUUGUUUUCAUUUUCUCUCCAGCGACUGCUCCUGCAAAACCACCGAGCGACGAUGCCCCGCUGCGUUUUACUUGUGGUGCUUGGAAUCGUAUUCCAGCUAUCAAAUGGCAUCGAGUUCAAUGUCACACAAGAUGGAAAAUUAUGCCUCUAUGCCGAUUUAAAGCUCGUGUUCUCAGUUGACUAUGAAGAUCUUGAUGAUGAGAUUCAGACAGCGGCGUUUCCUCUUCCCGAUGAUGCCAAAUCAGAUGAAAGUACAUGUGGUGAGACACAAUCAGUGCUGAAGCUUAAUUUUGGAGCGGGAAACUCGUGGAGUUUUACCUUCUCCAAAACUGGAGAAAGUUACCAGGCUGACACGAUCAACUUUACCUACAAUCUUGGUGAUCCCGUCUACUUCCCAAACACAAAAUCAGAGGAGCUUGUAACUGUGACAACAAUGCCUACAAUUACAAACGUAGGUGUGGACACUAGCUACUCGUGCAAAAGUGCUGAAGAGCUGAAAGGUGGUACUGUCAGCAUGACUCUGUCAGAUGUGCUUAUACAAGCUUUCAUCAGUGAUGGCAUUAUGAGUGACUCAAUAACCGGCUGUGCUGCAGAUCAGUCUGUCAUUACAGAGACCACUGUCCCGACCACUGCGCCCAAUACCACUGUCCCGACCACUGCGCCUAAUACCACCACUCCUACUGCCCCGACCACUGCGCCUAAUACCACCACUCCUACUGCCCCGACCACUGCGCCUAAUACCACCACUCCUACGACUGCGCCUAAUGCCACCACUCCUACGACUGCCCCGACCACUGCGCCUAAUGCCACCACUCCUAUGACUGCCCCGACCACUGCGCCUAAUGCCACCACUAUGACUACCCCUAAGACUACUCCUGUUACCACCCCAGUCCCCACCCUCCCUGUACCCACUACGGGGAACUACAGCAUCAAGGUUGACGAGAACAGCACAGCCUGUCUGUUGGCCAACUUCGGCCUGCGGAUUGCUGUUAAGCAGGGCGAGAAAUUGUUGGACAUGAACUUUGAUCCCAGCGGGGCCAGUGUCUCUGGAUCAUGUGGCAUCAACAGCAGUGAGCUUGUUUUGAAAUCUAAAGAAAUGACCAUCAAUUUCACCUUCACCAAUGACACAAAGAAAUUCCGUCUACAUGCGCUCAAUGUCAGCUUGACCUCUGGUUCUCCUGUGGGGAGCACCAACCUCAGUCUGUGGGAGGCAUCUGUCGGCAGCUCCUACAUGUGUAACAAGGAGCAGACCUUCAACAUCACUGACUCACUUACCAUCUACACCUUCAGCCUGCAUGUGCAGCCCUUUGGUGUGCAGAAAGGUGUUUUCAGUACAGCUGAGGAAUGCCAGGCUGAUGGGGAGAGCUUCCUUGUUCCCAUAGCUGUUGGAGUUGCCCUGCUUGUUCUCAUUCUUAUUGUUCUGCUGGCCUAUUUCAUCGGGAGAAAGAAAAACAUGGCCACCGGCUACGAGUCUUUCUAAUUCUUCAUUCAGAGCUUUCUGCUAUACACUGGAGAGUUGCUGCCUCUGACUAAGUGUGAAAAAUCGCCAUUAUGUGUUGUAUUGCUGUGUCUGUGCUGAGAGGUGUUCACAGGCUGACUUGUCUUGCUGAGAGCUGGAUUGAUGCAGUUCUUGUCUGUAAUUUUGAAGCUGCAGCUUAGCCUCACAUAAAGACUGGAAACGGUGACUCUGCAUCUUUACAGAUUUAACAGAAGUCUGUGUACCAGCACCUCCACAGCUCAUUUAAGAGGUUUUCACACAUGCACUCAUACCCUAAACUUUUAACACGGAAACAGCCAGCUACUGUUCACUUGCUGAAAAGGGCAAGUGGGUGUCAUGUUCUGCCUGCUUACUACACCCAGGCAGCUCCAUCAUGGCCUCAACUGCAUGGAGAGUUUCCAGUAGUGCAUAUAAAGUAGACCAUUUCCUGCUAGAAAUCUUUUAAAGAACAUGUUAAAUCUCUUGGUUAUGCUGCACAAAUUAAGCGGAAUAAAUGAAUUUGAGGGACUAUAUUGUUUGGGUGCUGUAACAUUCAGGAGUCCUACACAUAGAUGGCAAAAAAUUCAUAUUAUAAUCCAGUCACAAAGAACUUUAUUUUGACAUGGUGCCCUUUUACCACUUUUUUUUUUCUCCCGUUUAGUCCACAGGUUGUAUUGACACUGUCCACAUUAACCUGAUGAAUUUAACCUGUUGAGCUGAUUUUAAAGAUGCUCACAUGACCAGUUUCCAGUGUUUAUGCUAAGGUGUGCUGACCAGCUUUUUAUCAGCAGGUGUAAGAGGUAUUGAUCUGGUUUGGUAAGAAGGCCUUUUGGUGCAUUUUCUAAAAGUCCAAACAUUUACUGCAUUUUCUUUAAUUACUACUCACCUGAAUUAUCUUUUGUGUGUUUUGUGGUAUUUAACUAUCCUUCCCUGUAAUCAACACUAGUUAUGUUGCUGACUCCACUUUCUGGGCUCUUCUCGCUGCUUUUUGCUGCUUUUCUAACCCAAACUCCCAGUCUUUUUUUUUUUUUUUGCACUAACCUGCCCUUUCUGUGUCUCUCUUUCUGUCAGCUGAAGAGUGCUUCCUGGAUUCUGAUUUGAGCUUUUUGGUGCCCAUCGCAGUGGGCGUGGCACUCAGCUUCCUAAUCAUCCUUGUGCUUAUCUCUUACCUGAUUGGUCGGAGGAAGAGUCGCACUGGCUACCAGUCCGUAUAAU